AUGAGGGAUGAUAAACCAGUGUUUGAGAAGAGGUGUCUGGUGUGUUAGGAGGAAAUGCAAAUGCACUCCAAUUUCCUGGACAGAAAGGUGACAUGUUAAGUAUUUUCCUACACCCUACCUAUUACCCCCUACUCUCACCCUGGCCUAGCUCCUUACUCUCAAACCACUAACCCCUAAGUUUCUAACAUGACCUGACUUGUGUGUGUUACACAUGGUGUAACAGGAGGAGUUGAAGGCUGAACAUGCCUCAUACAUACGGCAGCACCUGGAUCUCCGCGCCAUGAUGGCCGACUUCUUGCAGUUCCUGUUACUACGAAAACCUCCAACUGACCCCGGGGUCCCCUUCAACACCUCUUCACCUUGA
Coregonus sp. 'balchen' is the source of this 364-nucleotide messenger RNA. The record is from the annotation of a GenBank genome assembly. NCBI's taxonomy places the organism in Eukaryota, Metazoa, Chordata, Actinopteri, Salmoniformes, Salmonidae.